This is a messenger RNA of Ailuropoda melanoleuca (giant panda), 5941 nucleotides long. RefSeq names its product post-GPI attachment to proteins 2 (gene PGAP2). The transcript has 6 exons. Gene Ontology annotation, cellular component: endoplasmic reticulum membrane; Golgi membrane. Bases 2871 to 3650 code for a protein of 259 amino acids. The record is from RefSeq and is a predicted model, not a curated record. Lineage: Eukaryota; Metazoa; Chordata; Mammalia; Carnivora; Ursidae. Gene Ontology annotation, biological process: GPI anchor biosynthetic process.
GCAAAGGGAGGGGUCGGGGAAUGAUAUCUUAUCUUCAGGCCCAAUUGGAUCUUUUUUGGAUCCUGAUUCUAUUGUAACAGAAUUAGUGAGCUCUCCAGUGGGGUCCAUCAAACAAAUUGGGCUGCUGGGGGUUAGGGUGCCUGCAAAUCAAGGUCUCAGGAAUUAUCCUUCUUGCCACUGUGCAUGGAGGUCACUAGGGCCUGGAGUCACUGAAGUUGGGCAGCUCCAGGACCCAGAACCCAAUCCUUACUUCAUAGUGGGGCAGAUUCAGGAGCCCCAGGGUUUUGUGAGGGAUGGAGAAAGAACAGGCCUGAGCUAGAAGGCUCUGGAGUGUGGCACUGUAGGCUGUGCCCGUCUCUGUGGGAACGUGAUUAUGUAUGCGUGUGUGUGACUGUGAGCAACAUGACUGUAUGUGUGUGGGAGAGACCGUAUCUGUGCGCGUCUGGAUGGGGGCCUGAUGAUGUGUGUAUGUACGUGUUCCAGAUGUUUAUAUGGGCUAUGUUCCCAUAGGCAGCCAUGCACCCUCUAGACUGGGAUAGGGCAUGCCGGACCAGGAGGAAAGAUGUGAGUUUUCUCUGUAGUAUAUCAGAGUAAAGAGGGUGAGACCUGUGUUGACCUCUGUUACACUCCUAGCUCAUCCAUUUGACUCUGUUUUUCCUGAGACACAGAGACUGAGCCUCAGCUUCCCCAUAUCUAAAAUGGAGUUGAUAAUUCCCAUCUUCCUUCUCAGGGCUAGUGUAGAGCUCCAGAGAGAGGAAGAAUAGGAAGGUGGUUUGGGAAAUGUGAAGGGUGAGGGGCAGAAGGAAGGCAGGGCAGGAGAAGAAGAGCUUAGAGGCUGUAGGGGGAGAAGAGGCAGGGCCUGGACAUGGACCCUUGGAGUAGCAUCAGAGAGAGCUCCAGGCCCCCACUCAGCUCAGCUUCCUGUCUCCCUAUAAAGAUCAUCCGCUCCAGAAAUAGGGCUAUGACUAGAACUGGGGUCUGGCUGGCAGUAGGGAGUAGGGCCUACUUCUUUUGUUCAUAUGACUUGAAGUUUUCCCUCUCCUUGAUUCGUCAAUGGAUAGAUGUUGGCCUUGAGCUGUGGGCAGCCAGUCUGAUGAGACCCAGGGCUGGGAGCUAUCCUAAAGAACAGAACUAGAAGAAAAGGGCGUGGCCAGGUGAUCUGGGAGGGGGGCGGAUCAGAGAGGUCCAACCAAUGCCCUUUCACAACCUAGUUUUCACCUCAAGUAAUGCCUCAAAUGUUUCUCCCACCCUGGUCAACUCCUUUGUAUCUUGCAAAACCCUUCUCAAGUGUCCCCCCCUUUAAAGAGUCUUCCCUAGCCUCCUUGGGGGCAAACUUAAUCACUCCCUCCCCUGGGAGUUCCCUGUUUUAUCUUUCCUACAGUUCUAGCACAUCUUAUUUGUGUCUCUGUUUCCCACCAGCCCGGGAGCUCCUUCAAGGUGAGCACUACAGCUGAAUCAGAAAGAAUUUGUUGAAUAAAUAAAUAGGACACUCCGUCUCCCCACCGCCCAGUGCCCUGGGAAAAAGAAGGCCUGGUACCAUGUGGUCAUAGUCCAUACAGAAGAUUAUAAUAUUUGUACGGCAUAUGGAGUUAAAUGGAGUAGGCUGUUUGCUCUGCCCCUCGUGGCUGGCUCCUGAGGGCUAAUGGGAUCAGUAACUCAGCAUACCUGACAUACCUAUACCCGUUCUUGGCACACUAGUUAGGGAGCUAGGGCAUAGGCACAGUGGCACAGGUACCUGGCCAGUCGGGGGCAGGACUGAGCUCAGUGACCCCGGGGGUGAUUUUGUCCCCACUCCCUGGGAUGACUAUGUUAGAGCCACCUAGGGGCAGUCCAGGUAGAUGUCUGCUCUGAAUUUCUCACCUAGAGUAUUCUAGGAAUGGCCAACCCUAGGGAUAAAAGAAGUAACCUUAGUCUAAUGCAUCUAUAAUUAGAUGACUUGGCCUUUGCUUGCAUAUCCCCAGUGAUGGGGGCCUCCUUCCUCUCCAGGCAGCCUAUUCCAAGGAGGCCUAGUAACUAACGAUCAGCAAGCUCUCUUGUAGCAAGCAUAUGUUCUCUUUCUGGUGAAUCUCUGCUUUUGCACUGGUUCUGCUUUGGGAGCCUGAGAGCUACUUUCUCCUCCUGGCAUCAAGCCAGUCCUACAGAGAUGGGAUGGCAGUAAUGGGGGGUCCCUGAGUUUACUCUUACUGCGUAGCAUAGCUCCAGUUUUUUCAGGCAACCCUCACAGGACAUGCACCCCUAGACUUGGCCCAGUUAGUCACUGUUCUCUCCAUAUGAGGCCCUGAUGUGGGCAUAGGACUUCAUAUGGCCUGGGCAGUAGAGGCAAAAGCAGUACCGUUGCGUUCCUGUUACUGGCUUAGACCCCUGUGAGGGCAUCUUGAGCUGAUGUUAGCUGUUUCUGCACAGCAGGCUGGGCACUGAUAACCUCAUAUUCAGGCCCGUCUAGAUCUCUUUUGCAUUCUGAAUCUAUUGUCAUAAGAUUAGCUAGCUCUCCAAUGAGGCCCAACAGACAUACUCUGGCUCCAGCAAAAAGGGGUGAAGUCCUAUUCUGCUUUCUCCCUUUCCCUUCCCAGAAACCUGCCUGUAUCCCAGGAUACAGCCCUCGGAAACGUCCCUACACCCAUCCCUGGCAAGGAAGCUACCGUAGGCUGACCUUGGCCACGAUCACUCUUAUCUUGGCAGAGUGUUCCAGGGUUUAUGAUAUGGCUUUGUUGGUCCUGGGAGGGCUGUGUGCUUGGGCAGGCGUGGAGAUCUGGGCUCUGUGGGCGGGAGGGCAGGCCCUGGGGAGGUAGGGGUGGGACCCUCCAGUCUUAGAACAGUCUCAGUCUGGCUAGAAGUCUCAACCCAAGCCCCGGAUCCGUCCGCACCCAGUGAUGUUUUCUGCAGCCUCCCAGCCCUUGGACCCAGAUGGGACUGUGUUCCGGCUCCGCUUCACGGCCAUGAUCUGGUGGGUCAUAACUUUCCCCGUGUUCGGCUUCUUCUUCUGCAUCAUCUGGUCCCUGGUGUUCCACUUUGAGUACACGGUGGCCACUGACUGUGGGGUGCCCAAUUACCUGCCUUCGGUGAGCUCGGCCAUCGGCGGGGAGGUGCCCCAGCGCUACGUGUGGCGCUUCUGCAUCGGCCUGCACUCGGCGCCGCGCUUCCUGGUGGCCUUCGCCUACUGGAACCACUACCUCAGCUGCGCGUCCCCGUGUCCCGGCUACCGCCCGCUUUGCCGCCUCAACUUCGGCCUCAACGUCGUGGAGAACCUCGCGCUGCUUGUGCUCACCUACGUCUCCUCUUCCGAGGACUUCAGUGGGUGCCCACCCAUCCACGAAAAUGCUUUCAUUGUGUUCAUCGCCUCCUCCCUCGGCCACAUGCUGCUCACCUGCAUUCUCUGGCGGCUGACCAAGAAGCACACAGUAAGUCAGGAGGACCGCAAGUCCUACAACUGGAAACAGCGGCUUUUCAUCAUCAACUUCAUCUCCUUCUUCACGGCGCUGGCUGUCUACUUUCGGCACAACAUGUAUUGUGAGGCUGGAGUGUACACCAUUUUUGCCAUCCUGGAGUACACUGUUGUCCUAACCAACAUGGCGUUCCACAUGACGGCCUGGUGGGACUUCGGGAACAAGGAGCUGCUCAUUACCUCCCAGCCUGAGGAAAAGCGAUUCUAAACCCUUUCUCUUCUGCUAGGAAGGAGGCGGUCCACUGCCCAGAAACUAGAAACAAGACACUACACCCUGGCCUUCCCCACCCUGUGUCCUCUGUGGGCCCUGCUGAAGCGGAGUGGGGGGGGGAGAAAGGAGGAAGGGCAUAGGACAGGGCUUCCGGCGGCCCUGCUGGCUUCUCCUUUCCCUCACCCACCCUUGAAGGCACAGGAACCUUCAUGCAGCAUCACCCUGAGAGGCCCCAAGAGGCUGAGCUGGCAGGAGAGCUCCACCAUCUGGUGCUAAAAAAAGUCCUGAGGUUCAUAACCACCGUCGGUUCUUGGCCUUUACGUAGCCACCUCUUGCUGAGGUCAGGGACCACUGAGCAGUGGCUGCUACCUGAGAACCACAGCCAUCUCUCCACUGGGUCAUUCACUUGACUGACGUGUCUGAUCAUCUCCUGCGCACACCCAGGCCUAGGGCCACUGUCCCCUGCUAAGUUUGCUUAGGUGUUCUAGCCCUGACUUCACCCCCCAUUAGUGUGUACACUUCCCUAUCCAAGCCUCGAGGGUGUCCGUGUGGGAGAUGGGGGUAGGAGGGCUGUAGGAUGGGCACGGGCUUGGCCAGUGGUCCUGACACUGCCUUGUGGAGGUGGUGGUCUGCACCUGGAGGGUGACCUGCUCCAGAAGAAGCACUGGCACUACACCUGUCUUCCUUCCCUGCUGAAAUCUCUGGCUCACAGACUCUUCCUCCUUGGCAAAGGUGUGGGGUGGAGUCAGAGUCAGAUUCCUGCCCCAAAAUGGGCUCUUUGGUGUCCCCCUAUCCUCCCUACUGCCCCAUGCCCUGACCUCUUUGGGUUGUACAUUUUAUUUCAAAUAAAUCCCCCCCCCCACCAGCCUGGGCUAGGCUUGCUCACCUUUGUUUCACGGCACUGAGGUGAGGGACAGACUCCAGGAUGAAGUCCAUGGCAGCAUAUGAUUCCAAGCGGCUUCUCACCUUAGGCCUGGAGUCUCCUAAGGCUGGUCUAAGCCCCAGUUUUGGUGUGUAGAAGUGACUGAGCUAUCCCUGUAAUGACUCUAGGCUGGGUAGCUGGGAUAACUGGGAGUCUUGGGUUGAGGCAAAGACUUUUCCAGCCCCAGCUCUGUCGGUAAAGACCUACCUCCUUGGGGGGGUGUAAGGGAACAGCUCUCAAAUCCAUGACUGUGUGCACCUGCCUGAAGGCCCGUGGCUCUUAGCUUCUCCCUUUCUGAGCCUUAGAUGAGAGUUUUUUCCUUAGGCUUUGCAUCCAGUCAACUACAGAAUCUGUGGCUGGGCCCCAGUUAAGACUGGCCCCUCCAAGGGAGCUCAGAGCUUUGUUAGGGAAAUUGGGGGGUGGGGGACCACAAUGAAGCCUAUUGUCUCCUGUCCCCUUUUACAGGAAACAAAAGGCUCCCAGUCUCUGGGGAGCCCUAGCCCAUGCCCAUCCCCUGCCCAACCCCCAAUGCCUAGCACGCAGGGAGGAGCCAGGGCCACUGGAGACAGGUUUUAUUGAUGCUGAUGGGGGUAGGCAAGGCCCCCAGGAGCCUGGGGAAGGGGGGGCUGAGUCAGUCAGCAGAUGCAUAAGGCCUGGGCACAUGGGGGUAGGUUAGGGCACAUUCAUCUUCUCAGGAUUCUGUGGCUCCUUUGGGAAUGGGAGAGAGCAUCUUGAGGGGGAAGCAAUUCAAAGAGCAGCGAGGGAGAGGUUAGGGACAGCCGAGAGCUCCUAACCUGAGAGAAGGCACCACAAUAGGCAGCAACAUCUGUGUGGAAAGCUGGAUCAACUGGUCAGUAGGGGAGAUGGGGGCAGGGCACUUGGGUUGGCUUCUUGCGGAGGGGUCCAACCUUGGCCUGGGUGAGCUCUCGGGAAUACCUGCUGUUCCCAAGCAGAGUGGGGUAGGGCCCAAAGCCCCUUUCCCUGUGGGCCGCAUUAAGGAGAAACAGGCAUUCAGAGAAAAGGGCCUUCAGGGAGCCCCCUGGCAAGGGGUGCCAGAAUUAGUCCUUAAGGCACAGCUGGGGGCAGACAAGGCGCCAAGGCACAACUGGUGGGGGGGCAGGGGCAGCCUCCAAGCCGAGUGCCAGGGUCACAAGAGGACACAGGACCGCCCACGCUUGAUGGGCGUGGGGUUGAGCACAGCCCGGACAGCCUCAGCAAAUACUUCCUUGACGCCGUCCUGCUGCAGGGCCGAGCACUCGAGGUAGCGCACAGCAUGGAUCUGCUUGGCCAGGGCCUGGCCCUGCUGCGGUGUGAUGGGCGCCUGGCCCUGCUCCUUAAGGCGCCGUAGGGUGUCAGGCUGGGCUCU